CAGCGCUCAGGUGGGGUCAUGAGCUGGGCGUAGUUUGGACAUAUAAACGUAUGUUUAACAUGAUGACAACGUACAGCGAAACCUAAUGCAUUACAGAAACUAUCCGAAGUAAGGAGUAAAAAAAAUAAAUAAAAUAAAAAUAAAUAGGUGAGAAUCAAGAACACAUUACGAUCAGUGUAGGAAUCAACGGAAAGCUUAAAACAACACAGACAUUGUCCCAACGAGUAAAAGAGCAAACCUAAGCGCUUCUCAGGCAAAUCAGUUACAGUCGUUUCAAAUAGGAUGAAGCCGAAUGAGAGGAAGGAGGCUUUGUUAGCCAUCAAGGAAAACAUUGAGAUGGACUUGUUCUCUUCGGAAGAGUCCUCUGAGGUGCUCUCAACACAAGAGCUGGAUGAAGAGAAUUGCUUUUACCAGCGGAUAACCAUUCAUCACCGGAGCAAACUGAACCUGGAGCAUCCUUUGGUCUCUAUUUGGGAGGAAGAGCUGACACCAGAGGGCCAUGCUCAGCAAGAUGGACUGCAGAACCCCAAACCCAGCACGGUGACUCCUGCUCAGGAAAAUAAAAGCAUUGAACGCCGUCCCCCUCCCCCUGUGUUCAUGGAUGACAUAGAGAUAGAAAUGGAGGUGAUUCCUCCCCCCAGAAAGUCUGAGGCUAAGCUUGUGGAGGUCGUGACCACGACAUUUCACACAGCCUCUUUAAACAAAGCAAGCCGAAUGAAAUGGAAGAGACUGACUCCAGAGCAGACUGGGUUGGUGGUCAAAGAUGUGAUCUGUUUACGGAGAGGCCACUACAGUGAAGAAAUCAUGAGAAACACUGCACCACAAGGCAAAGAGCAAGCAGCAAUUUCAGCCAUGGGAAUGACUGCCAGGAUCACCAUUGACCGUGAAUGGUCAGCCAAACAGAUGGAGAGUCGGUUGGUGGUGCUUUUCCGAGGGCGAGUUGCAAUACAGGCUGGACAAAGAUUUUCUUUUACAUAUUUACAGAUACUGUGCUGUAGUUUGAUGUACAGUGCAUACAGGGGGUUCCGUUUGUCCCAGUCACCCCUUCAGAAGGCUGGACCGGAGCACAGGUCCUCAAAAUCACAGGGCAAGGAGCUCUGUAUAUUGUCAGCCAUCAUGACAACCUGCAGGCAUCAAGUGAUACAGUUGUGGUUGACGGGAGACAAUUAUGUCUGGAGGAAGUUGGAGAGAGCUGCCCAGAUGGAGAUAAUCUGCAGAAAAGAUGGAGCCAGCCACACACUCAGGAGAGCAUAGACGGCGCGAGUUUUAUUUAAAACAUAUUUAUAGAGCACUUUUCAUACAUUUAAAGUGCAACACAAAGUGCUUUACAGCGAAAGUAACGAAAUAGACAAGAACCCACCGCUCCCAUCCUCACAUAUAAACGCAAAACAUGUGCACAGCCCAAAGUAAUAACGCACACUGCACAUAUUGAUUUAAUAGUGUAGAAACAUGACAAGGCACUGAGAACCCCGGUGAGGAAAGACAACCUGUGGGAGCCAUUCACACAGAGAGGUGUCACAGCCGCAGGAUGCCACUAUAGAGACCAUCAUGACCCGGGUAGACUGGGAUGGACUCCUCACUUUGCCCAGAGUCCCCCGAGCCCGGGGAAACUGCAGGAUGACAUCCCCACAGGCAGUCGUGAUACCCUCAGCUCUUCCAAAGGUGCAGUGGCAUAGAGGCUGAAUGCAGCAGUUUUAAUUACAAGGCCAGUGCCAGAGGACCUCAGGACCUGCGAGGGUUGAUAUGACAAAAGCAUAUCAGAUAAAUAUGAUGGCCCAAGAUUGUUAAAACCUUUAAAAACUAGUAAAAUAAUCAUGGAAUCAAUCCUAAAAGACACAGGGAGCCAAUGCAGUGAUCUUAAAACUGGUGCAAUGUGUACCCACCCUCUCAAAAAUUCAAAACUUGACAUUGAGGAUUUUGUAGAGCGUCACUCUCACUGAAAUAUCCUGAAUAUUCAGAAAAGCAACAUUAGCAGCUACAGAAAAACAUUCUAAAACAUAUUCACUCAUAAAAUGCAUCUACUCUGAUUGAAAAUGUAUUCUAAAUUGUAGUUGGACCAUAUUUGAAUAAAUACACGUUACUUAUAGGCUCCUGCUUCUGGAUUCAUGGAUAUUACUUAUGGACCUGCAUCAUCAUAAUUCGUGGAGCAAUUAUUGUUCACCUAUUCUUGAAGAAAUAAUCAUGUCCUCAAGGGUUUGUCAUGUCAUUAUGAGGCAUGAUGAAGCUCUCUGAUUGUUUGUGUUUUCUGUAUUUGAAAUGUAAUUUAUAUGAAUGGAUGCUGUCUAGUCUCUGCUAUUUACGCAGUGAGUACUUAUGGUGCCUUUUGUCAGUGUCGCGAAAUACUAGCUCAUUCAAUACUGCUGACAGAAAAAACAACUUUUGCAUCGAUUUCCAUGUAAUGAUGCCUACCUUACCCACAUAUAUGGAAACUGAAAUAUGUUUGUCGACAAGCGUAGAUCAGGCUGAUUUAUUACAAUCAGAGAAAUUGUGUAUGGGGGGAUUUUUACUGGAAUUUUUAGUUGUAGUGUGACGAACCAAUGUUUGGAUUUUAAGUAUCAUUGAAGUGUUUUUAAUUGUUCUUAUCCAUUCUGAGAGAAGUGUAAAAUUAAACUUUUGAGUUGA
Molecule: messenger RNA, 2622 nt
Organism: Phyllopteryx taeniolatus (common seadragon)
Lineage: Eukaryota; Metazoa; Chordata; Actinopteri; Syngnathiformes; Syngnathidae
Exons: 10
Coding region: 283-1254 (323 amino acids)
Source: RefSeq, a predicted model, not a curated record